AUGACUUUGAGCUACCGGAUAGAUGCAGCUGGAAACGCUCUUAUUGGAUGUCCGCCACACUGGCAGGGCAUUGUGGAUAUCUGCCAAAACGAGGUGUCACGAAGAGAAACUCCUUCGCUCGUGGGCUUCACUGAUCGAGAGCGCUUGCUGGGUGACAGUGCUCUGGCGCUUGUGAAGUCCAAUGCUAAGAACACAUGCAGAAAUUUCAAGCACCUCUUAGGGCAGAAGUUGGACUCCCCUAUGGUGAAGGAGGAGGAGUUUUGGUCCACCUCGGAGAUCUGCCAGUGUCCUGAUGGAACCGUCGGCUACAAGGUGAACUACAAGGGCCAGGAGGAGGAAAUGUCGGCGAUCCGGGUCACCGCGAUGUUCUUGACAAAGCUGAGGGAUGUCACUGAGAAGUGGACCAGUAACAAGGUGGCAGACUGCGUCAUUGGAGUGCCAUCGUACUAUUCUGAUGUGCACAGACAGGCCUUGCUGGAUGCGGCGAAGAUAGCUGGCAUGCCAGUCCUACGCCUCAUGAAUGAGCACACAGCCACUGCAUUGGCCUACGGCAUCUACAGGUCAAAUGACUUUGAUGCCGAGAAACCAUGCACAGUAGCGUUCUGCAACAUGGGACACACCAUGUUCUCAGUGUCCAUAGUGCAGUUUGUGAAGGGCAAACUCACAGUGGUCUGUGAGAAAUGCGACAAGGUUGGUGGCAGGACCAUGACCGAGUGCCUGAUGAGGGAGUUCGCAGCGCAAUUUAAGAAGAAAGUGGGCUGCGAUCCUUUGUCCAACAAGAAAGCUGCCUUCAAGUUGGAGGAGCAAGUGACAAAGACCAAGAAAAUCUUGUCCGCAAACAACGAGGCCCAACUCUCCGUUGAAUGCCUCAUGGAGGAUGAAGACUUCGGCUCCACGAUCACUCGCGAUGCCUUUCUGGAGAUGUGCCAACCCAUGAUGGACAGGGUCAGCGCCGUGCUCGAGGGAGCCAAGGCCACAGCUGCGGCAGCAGGCGUCACCGUGGAGCAGAUCGACUUUGUGGAGAUGAUCGGUGGUGCUUCGCGCGUUCCCUGGGUCAAGGAUUAUUGCUCUAAAGCCUUUGGUGGCAAGGAGCUCUCGACCACCAUGAACGCCGACGAGUCGGUGGCUCGCGGCUGCGCCCUGCAGGCCGCCAUGCUGUCGCCCCUCUACAAGGUGCGUGAAUUUAGCGUGGUGGAUGUGACACCACACCCUGUGACCAUUGGUUGGAUGGGCUCAGCUGCCGAUGCCGAAGCCGAGAAGGCCGAUGAGGAUGGUGAGCACAUGGCUGGAGCAGAGGGUGAGUACAAGACCAUGACUGUCUUCCCGCGCAACAGCGUGAUGGGCACUGUGAAGAUGCUCACUUUCUAUCGAAAGGGACCUUUCGACCUCAAGUUGGAAUACGAAGACACUACCGCGUUGGUGGAUGGCGUGAACAAGUUCUUAGGCAACUUCAAGGUGGACCUGCCAGGGGCUGCAGACACCAAGAAGAUCAAAGUCAAGGCAAAGCUCUCCCUGAACGGCACUUUUGGCCUUGAGAGCGCGCAGAUGUUGGAAGAGGAGGAGUACGAGGAGAAGGUCAAAGAGAAGAAGGAGAUCGAGGUGCCUGCAGAGGAGAAGGCUGAGGGAGAGGCAAAGCCUGACUCUCCAAAGGAUGCCAAGCCAGAGGGUGAAGCCUCACCAGAGGGUGAGGGUGAAAAGAAAGAGGGAUCACCUAAGAAGGAACCCGAAAAGAAGGUCGAAUGGGUGGAAGUUGUGAAGAAGAAGAAGCGCACCAAGCGCACGGAUAUCCCCAUCAUUGCCAGUGACACCUGCGGCCUGCCCGAGAAGUUCUUGAACAAACAGCAGGAUCAAGAAACUGCCAUGCAGGCCGACAUGAAGGAAAUCAUCGAGACCGAUGAGAAAAGAAAUGACCUCGAGUCCUACAUUCUCACAAUGCGGGACAAGUGCAGUGAAGGAGGUCAGUAUGGUGCAUUCAUCAGCUCUGGAGAUCGCGAGAAGCUUGAGUCAGAGCUCAUGAAAGCAGAGGACUGGCUGUACGACAACUUCGACGCUACAAAGGUGCAGUACAUUGAGAAGCUCGACGAGCUGAAAAAGCUCGGUGACCCCGUGGUCUUCAUAUUCAAGGAGGAUGAGAUGCGAGAAGAUUGGAUCAGCGCAGUGAAAGGUACCAUCACCAACUACAGCAAUGCGGCAAAGGGCCCUGGUGACAUGUAUAGCCACAUAGCCCCCGAAAAGCUGGAGAGCAUCGUCAAGGAGUGCGACUCGCUGUCAGCGUGGCUGGCGGACAUGCAGGGCAAACAAGCUGCCACUCCGAAGCAUGACAAGCCAGUGCUGCAUCUUGGCACUGCAGAACGGAGAUGUUGA
This is a messenger RNA of Cladocopium goreaui, 2364 nucleotides long. The record is from the annotation of a GenBank genome assembly. Lineage: Eukaryota; Dinophyceae; Suessiales; Symbiodiniaceae.